Molecule: messenger RNA, 1161 nt
Organism: Penicillium pulvis
Lineage: Eukaryota; Fungi; Ascomycota; Eurotiomycetes; Eurotiales; Aspergillaceae
Gene: cwc2
Product: active spliceosome conformation promoter CWC2
Exons: 10
Coding region: 1-1161 (386 amino acids)
Cellular component (GO): Prp19 complex; U2-type catalytic step 1 spliceosome; U2-type catalytic step 2 spliceosome
Molecular function (GO): pre-mRNA binding; metal ion binding; U6 snRNA binding
Source: RefSeq, a predicted model, not a curated record
AUGGCCGAAUCACCAAUCGCUGAGCCUGCGAUGGCGCAAGAUACUGCUCUCGUGUCGGAGGAGCAGUCAGAGCAGCAACAGCAGCUUGAACCCGUCAAGAAAACCAAGAAGAUCAUUCGGAAGAAACGCCGCCCAGCUCGCGUUCAGGUCGAUCCUUCAGAAAUCAAGUCUGAACAGCCCCCACAGACUGGAGAUCUCUUCAAUAUUUGGUACAGCAAAUGGUCCGGCGGUGAUCGCGAAGAUAGAUUCGGAUUGAAUACACCUGCACCGACGAGAUGCGACCCUAUUAAGGAUUCGGGAUACACCAAGGCGGAUCGCGUGACUGGUUCAUUCUUCUGUCUUUAUUUCGCGAAGGGAACGUGCUGCAAAGGAGCGGACUGUGAAUACCUUCACCGGCUACCGACUAUUCAUGAUCUCUUCAAUCCUAACGUGGAUUGUUUCGGUCGUGACAAGCAUUCGGAUUACAGAGAUGACAUGGGUGGUGUUGGAUCUUUCCAACGGCAAAAUCGCACACUCUACGUCGGCAGAAUUCAUGUCUCGGACGGAAUUGAAGAAAUUGUGGCCCGCCAUUUCGCGCCAUGGGGAGAAAUUGCACGAACCCGAGUUUUGACCGGCCGCGGAGUUGCUUUCGUGACAUAUGUGAACGAGGCCAACGCCCAAUUUGCCAAGGAAGCUAUGAGCCACCAAGCCUUAGAUGACAACGAAAUCCUGAACGUACGAUGGGCAACAGUUGACCCCAACCCAAUGGCACAAAAGCGCGAGGCACGUCAAUUGGAAGAGCAAGCCGCUGAAGCAGUGCGCCGCGCACUACCGGCAGCUUUCGUGGCCGAGAUCGAGGGUCGAGACCCCGAAGCUAAGAAGCGCAAGAAGAUCGAGGGCAGUUUCGGAUUGGAUGGAUACGAUGUUCCAGAUGAUGUGUGGCACGCUCGCACACGACAGCUCGAGUCAGCACCGGAGGCUGCUCAGCUUGAGGCUUCGGAAGAGCAGUUGAUGAUUGAGCCGUCAUACGCACAGCCUGAGCCCGAAGCUCAGAAUGGAAUUUUCUCUAGUGCGACUGUGGCUGCGCUGCGUGGACUGGCUGGUGGUAAUGUUAAGACACAGGCUGCGUCCAAGCCUUCUGGGCCUUUAGUUGCUUAUGGAAGCGAUGAUGAGAGCGAUUAG